AUGGGCAUCCGAAUCACCACCUGGAAUGUGAAUGGCAUCCGGAAUCCCUUUGGGUACCAACCAUGGAGAGACAAAAAGACGUUCCAGGGCAUGUUCGAGACCCUGGAGGCUGACAUUGUUGUACUCCAAGAAACAAAGAUUCAGAGAAAGGACCUACGAGAUGACAUGGUUUUGGUGCCUGGGUGGGACAACUAUUGGAGCCUUCCGAAGCACAAGAAGGGAUACUCGGGCGUCGUCAUCUAUACACGAAAUUCCAGUUGCGCCCCCAUCAAGGCAGAAGAAGGCAUCACCGGCAUCCUCACUCCUCCAAACUCCACCAUAAGCUUCCGAGACAUGCCGGCUGAAGAACAGAUUGGCGGGUAUCCAAAUUACGAGCAAUUGUCCACAUCUACGUGCGAUCCUGCUACCCUCGAUUCAGAAGGUAGAUGCGUUAUUCUCGAGUUCCCAGCCUUCGUCCUCAUAGGCACGUACUGCCCGGCAGAGCGUGACGAGACCCGUACGCAUUAUCGCACGAGCUUUCUCAAUGUCCUGGAUGCGAGGAUUCGCAACCUUGUCAAGAUGGGAAAGAGGGUGAUAUGGACCGGCGACAUAAACAUAUCACGCGAACAAAUCGACAGCGCCGCGGUAGAGGAAAACAUGAAAAAGAACGGCAUUAAUGCUACGGAGUGGAUUUCAACUCCUGCAAGAAGGCUUCUGAAUCAAUUGCUUCUCGGCGGAAAAGUUCAUGGUGAAAGAGACGAAGGGCGAGAGACACCAGUCAUGUGGGAUGUGUGCCGCGCGUUUCAUGAAGGCCGCAAAGGCAUGUACACCUGCUGGGAGACAAAAGUCAAUGCUCGGCCUGGCAACUAUGGGUCCAGGAUUGACUACAUCAUCUGCAGCCACGACAUGAAGGACUGGUGGAGUGAGUCAAACAUUCAGGAGGGUCUGUUAGGCUCGGAUCAUUGUCCCGUUUACGGUGUGCUAAAAGAAAAGCUGAUCCUUGAUGGUAAGGAAGUACACAUUCUGGACAUACUCAAUCCGCCCGGCAUGUUUGAAAAUGGCGUCCGGCAACGACAAUGGUCAACAAAGUGCUUGCUCCCAUUGUCAGGGAAACUGAUUCCAGAAUUCGACAAGAGACAGAGCAUUCGAGAUAUGUUCACAAGGAAGCCAACACUGCAGAAAUCUAAGAGUACCCUUGAGGAAGAUAGGGUAAGCCACCAGGAUUCACCGCAGCCAAUUCCUUCCACAAUCGCAAUCGGGCAGGAAAAGACAUCAUCACAAAAGAAUGAUUGCCCUGGAUUGUCGAAAUCUAUGUCCAACCCUUCCCUCGCUUCGAAACCGGUCAACGGCAAACGCACCGCGAGACCGCAAGAGCACCUCCCAACGGCGAAGCGUGUUAAAUCAGCGUCGCAGGGGACACCCAAUGGCACUGGGAAAGGCCAACAGAGCCUGAAAGGCUUCUUUUCAGCGAAAGUGCCUGCCAACUCCGGCAAAGAACAGCUACACUCCGAAGCCCUCGCAGAAGGCGAUAUGACUCCACUGUCCGCAGUGCCGGUGACAGAUAACGGAGUGGCAGGCAUGGAUAGUUCAACGUCGGGGGCUUCCACGCCCAUAAAAGACCAUGACGCCACUGAUCUUCUACCAGCAGAUAAUACUGCGCGUCAAUCGCCUAGCACAACGACGGUCGUGACUACUUCGCCAGCGAAACCGAAACAAACCUGGGGAAUGCUGUUCUCGAAGCCGGUGGCCCCCAAGUGCGAACAUGACGAGCCUUGCAAGAUCAUGGUAACCAAGAAACCAGGCGUCAACUGUGGUCGAUCAUUCUGGAUGUGCAAUCGCCCCCUGGGCCCUAGUGGGAAACAGGAGAGAGGAACGCAAUGGAGAUGCAACACAUUUAUAUGGGCUAGCGAUUGGGAUACACAUACCCCUGCGUAA
This is a messenger RNA of Capronia coronata CBS 617.96, 1914 nucleotides long. RefSeq names its product AP endonuclease 2. Gene Ontology annotation, biological process: base-excision repair. Gene Ontology annotation, cellular component: nucleus. The record is from RefSeq and is a predicted model, not a curated record. Lineage: Eukaryota; Fungi; Ascomycota; Eurotiomycetes; Chaetothyriales; Herpotrichiellaceae. The transcript has 2 exons. Bases 1 to 1914 code for a protein of 637 amino acids. Gene Ontology annotation, molecular function: phosphoric diester hydrolase activity; DNA-(apurinic or apyrimidinic site) endonuclease activity; zinc ion binding.